This is a messenger RNA of Acanthochromis polyacanthus (spiny chromis), 11270 nucleotides long. Its product is annotated as vitamin D3 receptor A. Gene Ontology annotation, biological process: positive regulation of transcription by RNA polymerase II; negative regulation of transcription by RNA polymerase II; cell differentiation. NCBI's taxonomy places the organism in Eukaryota, Metazoa, Chordata, Actinopteri, Pomacentridae. Gene Ontology annotation, cellular component: nucleus. Gene Ontology annotation, molecular function: zinc ion binding; vitamin D response element binding; nuclear receptor activity. Bases 418 to 1680 code for a protein of 420 amino acids. The record is from RefSeq and is a predicted model, not a curated record. The transcript has 9 exons.
ACCAGAUGGUACCGCCUUCCAGGCUUGUCGGCCUAUCAAACAUAUGCAGGGCAUUUCCCCCUUUGCUGGUCUUGUUUAUACAUCGUAAAUACCACAAAUACACAACGUUUUAGCCUGACAGUGAAAUUUAGCACGUUGACGUUAGCUACCGUGUGUCAUGUUGGUCACAGUGACGCUUUGAGUGAAGAGAAACCUACUUAAUGCGACGAUUACUCCUGGCGAAUUAAAACACCAAAGACUAAUGCCGAGAGGGAUGUAUUUGAUGCUGUUAGCUGUAAUGACAACAAUGGGAAAUGGAGGAUAGUUAUCGACUGUGACAGAACGGCGACACAUUUACUGGCUGAUGUUUUGGUAGGAAACGCUGCUACCACUUGACUGGACCGCUUCUUCCUCCAGCUUCAGUCUGACGGCUAAUUGAUGGAGCCCAUGACGGUGACAACGUCAGUGGUUGGACCAAAUGAGUUCGACCGCAAUGCCCCACGGAUUUGUGGCGUGUGUGGGGAUAAGGCCACUGGCUUCCACUUCAAUGCCAUGACAUGUGAGGGCUGCAAGGGUUUCUUCAGACGCAGUAUGAAACGUAAAGCCUCAUUCACCUGCCCAUUCAACGGAAGCUGCACCAUCACCAAGGAUAACCGGCGUCACUGCCAGGCCUGUCGUCUCAAACGCUGCAUUGACAUUGGCAUGAUGAAAGAGUUCAUACUGACAGAUGAGGAGGUCCAAAGGAAAAAAGACAUGAUAUUGAAGAGGAAAGAGGAGGAGGCGGCCCGGGAGGCGAUGAGGCCACGGCUGAAUGAGGAGCAGGCUCGAAUGAUCACCAGCCUGGUGGAAGCUCACCACAAGACCUAUGAUGCCUCCUAUGCUGACUUCUCUCGCUUUAGGCCUCCAGUACGUGAAGGCCCAGUAACACGCAGUGCCAGCAGAGCUGCCUCCCUUCACUCUCUGUCUGAUGCCUCCUCUGACUCAUUCAACCACUCACCUGAGUCAGUGGACACAAGAAUGAACUUCAGCAGCCUGUUAAUGAUGUACCAGGAUGGUGCUAGCAGUCCAGACUCCAGCGAGGAGGACCAAAAGCUUUCCAUGCUGCCCCACCUGGCUGACCUGGUCUCCUACAGCAUCCAGAAGGUCAUUGGGUUCGCCAAGAUGAUCCCCGGCUUCAGAGACCUGACAGCAGAGGACCAGAUUGCUCUGUUGAAGUCGAGUGCUAUUGAGAUCAUCAUGCUGCGGUCAAACCAGUCGUUCAGUCUGGAGGACAUGUCCUGGAGCUGUGGAGGGCCUGACUUUAAAUACUGCAUCAACGAUGUUACGAAGGCGGGUCACACUCUGGAGCUGUUGGAGCCGCUGGUGAAGUUCCAAGUCGGUCUGAAGAAACUGAACUUACACGAGGAGGAACACGUGCUGCUCAUGGCCAUCUGCCUGCUCUCCCCAGAUCGUCCUGGUGUCCAAGACCAUGCCCGCAUCGAGCAGCUCCAAGACUGCCUGUCCGAGGCGCUGCAGGCCUACAUCCGGGUGAACCACCCAGGCGGACGCCUCCUCUACGCCAAGAUGAUCCAGAAGCUGGCCGAUCUGCGCAGCCUGAACGAGGAGCACUCCAAGCAGUACCGCUCACUCUCCUUCCAGCCCGAGCACAGCAUGCAGCUCACCCCCCUGGUGCUGGAAGUGUUUGGUAGUGAGGUGUCAUAGCAGAGAAGGAGGCACAUGUGCAUACAUACACACACUCAUCACACACUGGAUGAUUAACCAACUUUUCCCACCUCUUCCUCAAGAAAACAGCAGCCCUGAUUAAACCCUGGACAUAUGGGAGAAAGAUGGAUAAUCAGAUAGAUAGACAGUAACCUUCACCUCUUCAUCACCAGUCCAUACUCCUCCUCCUCUUCCUCCUGACCUCAAGAAGCAAGAUAUAGAUGACUGCACAUCUGUAUAUCAAAUCUGAUACACCCAAAUAUGCUGUUGAUUUCUUCAACACUUGGAUAACCAGAUUAUAUUUUGACCUCUGGAUUCCCAAACACACAUUACAGCUCAUUACAUCAUACAGAUAUCUAAACCAACCGACAUCCCGAUCUUCACAAGCUCCAAAAAACACUUUUUCCAUCACCACCUUUCUCUGGAAACUACUAGAUUCCUGCCAUUUUAUUGCAGUGGAGGAAGCUUGAUGGAUGUGACAGUCACAUCCCUUUUACCAUCAACCUCGUAAAAUCUCUCCAUGUCCCAAAAUUGUGAUCACAGACAGGAAAAUCUGUUACCCACGCUGGGUAGAAGGUUAUGUUUAUAUAAUUAUAAACUAUCAUUGGUUUACAGUGCAUAAGCAACGACAUCCAAAUAUAUUCAACAUCAGAAGCCAUGUGCAAGCUUACAGUCAUUUAAUAGAAAUGUUUGGUUUAUUGGUUUAAAAAUACUUGGCUAAGAUGGGAGUUGACAGGUGGGCUUUCCUGCUAAGCCCUGUGUAUAUGUGUUUGUGCAAGAAGAGAUCUCAGAUAGUCUAAUGAAGUAAAGACGGAUGUUGGAGUGGGAAUGCUUCAGCACAGGAAGGGUGGGAAGAAAGGUGGGAUUUGGAGGAACGGGGAAAUAAGGGUUGGAUAGAUGGAGGGAGUUGCUACAGUUGGAAUUCCCUGUUCACAAGACAAAAGGGAAUUUCACAAAACACGAAUGUAUGUAUAAUGCUAUAUAAAUAUAAUUGAUACGUAUAAGCUGAGAUAUAUAUAUAUAUCUAUAUAUAUAGACAGUGAAACACAGUUGCUUCCAUGGAAGCAAAUAGUUCUGAGUGUUGUAUACUGUAGAGGAUUUGAAGGCUCCUCCUCAGUUGUGUGUGUUAUAUGUCAUUUUUCAAAAGACAAAUGUACACACACGAGGAGGCCUUCUAUUUUUGCGAUAUGUGUACAGUGUGUGAGAAUAUUGAUGGACCACAAGGGGGUGUGUAUACAGGCUCUGACUGAGGGUCUAGUGCAGGGAAGCUCUUCUCUGUUGGAUUUUGUCAUUUUUGGACCUGUGAAGUUUGUAGAGUGACAUAAGCAAACACAACUUCAUGUUUUGUGGAUAGAGAUUAUCCAAAAAUAUUUGUUUGGCUGGUUAGAUUGCUGCUAAGACAGUUAGAGCUAGAUAGUUGGACAGAAACCAACUACCAGCUGUUGACUCAGGGAAAAGCUUGUCUGAUGAUAUUGUGUACUUGGUGUUUAUGGUGUGUGUGGCGUAAGCUUACAAUCAUAAGACGGAGAUUGUUUUUGAAGCUCUAGGCAUCACUGUGAUUUCUAAUCAUACUUAAAAACAGCAUAAGGAAGCUAAAAAUAUAAACUUUUUGAAAUAAUGAUUACUACAAGAUUUUCAUUCCUAAGCUUAUCUGAUCAAUUAAAAACUUAUUAUGGUUUGCAUGAUUGUACAAUCCAUUAGAGAUCACUGCUAAAGCUGUUAAACGUGAAAUGGCUACAUUCUUCUACUCAUCUAUGUCAAAACAUUGAUUAACAUUAGCCUUAAGUUUCAGGUCAAAGUGAAUAUUCUACAAAUGGUAGCAAUACACAGAUGUUAACCAAUGUACAGCCUGUAGUGUUUUUGUUAUGAUAUCCUCCAAAUGCUAUUAACCGCAGGGCAGAGAUGCAAAGCAUGAGAAAGACCUUUUUUAUACGAAACUCAAAAUCAAGCCUCAUACCUUCUUUCACAAUUAUAUCAUUUCAACACCAGCCACAUAAGCGAGGUUUAGGAUGUUUAUUUUCAACAUCACUACAUAUCAUAUCACGUUUCUGUUGACACGGUGCAUGCUCAACCCUCAUGCAGACCUGUAUCACCCCCUUGUGGACAAACUAUGUAAAUACCACUUGCUAAGUCUGUACAUAGUUAGAGAUUAAUGUAGGUAAAAUACUAAGAGAAUUCAAUUGUUGAUGGCAAGACGACCUGGAGAUACAGUGCUAUAUGCAAUUAGGAGAUGAACUCUUAUGUUGUAUUCAACUAGAAUGGACAGAGGCGGCAGUUCUGGUCAAGUUACUGAGUUGUUUCAGGGAGCACUGAAGAAGACUGUCAGAUUCAGGUGGAACCAGUAUUGCUUUUUGAAAUCUGAUAUUUUUGACUGAAAUUUUUGUCAUUGAGCAAAUUGGAAUUACCAAUAGAGGCAGGUUUCCACAGACAAACACGUCUAAAUAAAACAUUUACCAAAUUGGCCAAAAGUUGUAAAAGGCCAGCAUCAAUGGGACUUGGAAAUCUGAUGUUGUAAUUGCAAAGACUUCAUAUGACUGAACAUUCCCAGCAGUAGUUGUGUUGAGCAUUCCAGCUGGCUAAGUCUCAUGCACAGUGUGCACACAGUAUGUCAGUGUGAACAUCUGGCAGCCUUUUAAAGGUACCCUACAGCUCAGUAUGUCAUCACUAGCAAGUGUCCUGUCUGUCCAUUCCAAGCUUAUGGAUGUAUGUCUUUUCUCUCUCUUUCUAAAGUCAAUUGAUAAGCUUUUGACAAUUAUACAGUAUAACCAGAAUAUUUUCAUUUUGCUGAACAUCAGAUUUUUGUUCUUUGUUUUGUUCUUUUCAGUAUUGUUAAUUGUAAUGUGUGUCAGAAUUUGCUGUCUAGCUAGCGUUUGGCUUACUGCGCUGAAACGUUUUUUGAUGACGCAAAGACGAGCAAGGAGCCUUUUCCAAGUGCACGUGAACAAGCUCCACCUCCCUUGUUCAUAAAUAUCGAGUGAAUGAACAUCGGAAUAGCCCUUUUUAACUAACAUCGUGGCUUCACUUUCUUGUUUGGAUAUGGAAGGGACACUGGCACCUGUUCUUCUUCCCUUUUUCUAAUGGAAGGAAAGAGGGCUUUUCAGUGCAGCCGUUUCACAUCUGGAGCUGUAACCUCAAGGGAAAGAAUGCAGCGGAGCGAAAUAAUUUCAGUGUCGAUGGAAAGGCAGUCCCCAGCUCUGUAUAAAAACAUCUGCUUUUCCAGAAACAGGAUGUCAAACACACUCAAGUGAUCAUAAACUAACACUGCCUCAACUGACUGACACAGGAACUAGCCAAUGGCAAACUGUUGCAGCAGCAGCAUGGGCGUGCCUCUUUGCUCAUCAUCCAAUCAUCUAACCGCCUCUUUUUCUGCAAUAGCCAAUUACAGCAGGAUUACUCUUCAUAGCUUUAACUCAGCAGCCAGUCAAGCUCUGUUUUGUAAAACUGUGGUGUACCAAGGGCUGAUGGAAACCUGAGAAUUUGGGGGACAGCUGCGGUGAAUUGGACAUGUCAUUUAAGUGUGCUAAAAAAGACACUGAAGUAAUGACUCCUCUGUCCUAUUUGACCCAGGAAACCUUUAGAUCGGACCUCCAGAAGACUGUGUAGAACCUGUAUAGAAGAUCAUAGGGGAUGAAAUAUUUUUCAAGCGAGAAUUGCCACAGGCAGACGUAGUGACGUGCUGUACAGACGGAGUGACAGUGACUGUCUGAGAUGUCGCCUCUUAAAUCCAAAGUGUGACAUUACCUUUCUCACUACUCUGUGUUUCGCAUCGCAGCUCUUGAAAUACCGAUUUUUAAACAAUCGUUGUUUGUUUAAGAACAGUUGUUGAAAGACUUUUUUUACAUUCAACAUCAACAUCUACAUCAUUUGUUUAAAAAGGAAUGCGGGACAGGGUGACGGGGCGAGGGUCUGCUCAGCUUUAAGGGUUCUACGAGUCCGUUAUUUAACUCUGCUAUGCUGCUUUUGGAUAUCGAUUCAUUUCCUCUGGGCAGAAUUUCUUGACUGUCGUUAUUAAUCGUUUAAAUUUAGGGUUGUACAUGGAGAACGUUACACCUGCACGACAGAUCCGGCUUGUGAUUUUGACACCAGUGGUUAGCCGUGUAGCUCAUGCUUGAGGCAAUUGGCACUCAAACGGACCCAAACAACGCUCAAGUCUCUCCCCCCCUCACCCUUCCUCCCCCUCAACCCAGGUCAGCAGCUCCACCUCAGUAGCCUUACUUACAGAAACCUCACUCAGCUGGAAACAUCUAACAGAUACCUCAAUAAUUUACAGGAUGACUUUUCACAAUAGCCUUUAAGGAACCAAACAUAAACUCCUAGCACACAUGCACUCAAACAGACACACUACAACUCUCUCCUCAGCAACCUUUGCAGUGUUUUCAGAUAUAUAGUAAACUAGUUGCCAGUUGUAUAGAGAAAGUCAUUUAGUAGAGUCUAUUGCCAGUAGGCCAGUCAGUAUACAAGCGGAUCCCAAUGUUUCCAAAUGUUAACUGUCAUUCUCUGUUCUUCUGCUUUGCUCAAUUGACCCUCAUCUGCCUCAUUCUGUUUCACAUCUUUGUUGUCUCUCUUGGUCUACAAACAGAUGACGUGCCGCUAUGCUUUGGCGCUGCGUUUAACCAAACAUACUACCUCUCCCUUCCGCACAUAUAUAUAUAAAUAUAAAUAUAUGCAUACAUACAUAUAUAUGUGUAUAUAUAUAUUUUGUCGCAGCAUGAUUGUGUUUAAUAUAAAACAUUCAUUUUUAUUUUAACACUAAUUUAGAAGGUUUUUUGUGUAUAUGUACAGUAUAUUCCUUUUUUUAUCUCUUUUCAAAUGCUGGAUGAUUUUUACCUCAAGUCUCAAUACAGACCUAUAAAUCUUAACGUCACUAAAUCGGAGGCCUCUCUAGCUUCAAUUUCUGACUGAAGUGUAUAAAUGCAUGUAGAAAUCUUUGCUUGGAAGGGAGACUACAUUCACAUAGCAGCUGGAAGUGCCCAAAUUCUUUCAUUCUUUCACGUGGGACAUGCAACUGAUGUUUUCCAGUCAUUCUAAUUAGCAAACAAAUCUUUGACUUGGAUCUUUGGAACAGAGACACAAGUUAGCGUUGCUUUUUCUGCUACAUACGUAGUUUAUUUUUGCUGAGUUGGCUCGACAGAGCAGGACAGGCUUGAUAGCAGUUUGAGGUGAUUUUGUGUUGCAUAUAAAACUGGAAGGAGUUCUUUGCAACAGAGCAGUGCAAGGAAUGACGCAGAGAUUGUUUGCUCUGUUUAUACAGUAUUUUCAUUUCUAUACGCUGGAUUUGUAGAGCCUGUAUUGUCAUGUUUGACAGACAAAAGACUUAAAGGAACAGACAUUUUUGGAAAUGUGCUUGUUUACUUUCUUAGAGAGAGUUGCAUGAGGAGAUUAAAUACUACUCUUGUGUCUGAGGCUUAACUCGUCAUCAGUAGCACAAGAAGAGAAAACAUCUCGCUCGUCUCUCCCUAAAGGUAGUCAACAGUGGUGCUGCAAGUAACAGCUAUUUUUCUAUCUGCUGUUUUACCUAAGAAUCAAUUUAUCAAACAUUUCAUAUUAAUUCAUUCUGUGUUCGCAAACUGUAUAUCCUUGUAUAAAGCAGCACCAGAUAUGGUUAAAAAGUACUAAAGAGAAGGUAUAUUUUUAGGUCAUUAGUGCAUCAAACCAAAAAAGUGAUGUGAAAGAUGUUUUUUUUUUUUUUUUUUUUUACAAGCACAGAGCAGCUAAAAUAUAUCCGUUCCUUCUUAUUGUGUAAUCGGUCGUCUGCAGAGCCGUAAUUGUGAACUCCUGUAUGGUGAGUUUGUCGGACGACAUCGUGGUUAUAAAAUCAGUGCAUUAGUGGUGCAAAGCAGCAGCUUGGAAGUGGUUGCUGGUUUCAGUUUCAUAUUUGUAGUCUAAAAACGGAAACAAAAAAGUGUCAUGGAACCUAGUUUUAUUGAUAUAUCAGCGGAGAGAAGCAAACAGCUGUGAAGUGUCUCCUGCUCAGUAGGUGGUCUGUGUUUCAUGCUCGUGUUGUCUAAAUCUGUAAAUCUGACUUCAGCUGAACAAUAACUGGAGCCGAGAACAAUGUAGUGAUGAAGAAAAUUUGUUUCUAAUGUGUUAUACUGAUCUAAAGCAAAAAUAUUCAGUGCAUUUUUAGCAUCAGCAUCAUGGAAUAUUCCCAACUAAUCAUGGCAGCUCGAACCUACAACUCUCUUUCUGUACAGAUUAAAUACACAAAAUGUUAUUUGUUUGUAACGGUGCUGAUCUAACUGCUUUUAGGCUUUAUUCUCUGUGUAACCCUCAGCUGGAUUUACAUUUGGUGUCAGACUUCAGAGCAACCUUCUCAUGUAUCAUGUCGCAAGAAAGCAAACAAGCACACUGCCCAGUUGACUUUUUAUAGCAAUGCCAUUAAAAAAAUGUCAGAAAAAGAUGGCAUUUCUAAGACAAAGGUAGUAAAAAGGUCAAAAGCCAAACAGGAAGUGUGGUGCAGCUGCUUGAGUUUGUCAGUGAUUCAGUGCAUACACAGAUACAGAUGAUCCAGUGUCAGCAGAUUGGGCCUAAGCCUGAAAGCUUGCUAUGUGAAAGUAGCAUUAAAGCACAGAGGUGAUAGGUGUGUUCAUUAGCGCACACUUCAGAGGCAAACGGUGAACCCAGAGAAUCAGAACUCUGCAAAACAGGAGGCAGUCAUCGUUCACUUUUAAAAACUAAAGGAGGAGGCUGUGAUGUUUCUACAUGAACAGCUGUUUGUCUCCACAGAUCUACCAAGGCUUCUCUUGGUUUCUAAUAGUGUCAAAGUGCUGAAUUGAUGCCGCGCGGUCAAAAACGUCGUAUUCAGACUCGUGCAAGCGCUUUCAGCUUCACACAGUUGUUCCGAGAUGAAGGUCUGUAGUUGAACUCAAACUGACACAGAUGAGGGUGGUUGUUCUUUGAUUUUUAUAACUGCUCUGUCCCAACAUCCAAAAUGUCAAAACUCAUGACUGUUGCCUGGAAACGACACCCAGCGCAGCGACUCUGUCAGCUUUGAUUUUUGUAUUGCAGGUUUCCUGUGUCUUUUCUGUAGCUUUCUUCAAACGUCUUAUAAGGGUUGCAACAUUGGGAUCCCAUUUCAGACAUUCUAGAUACAAAUAGUUUUUGUUUGUUUGUGUUUGUUUUUUUGCUCAGCAGCCAGCCAAGUCCCACACACCUGCUCCAAUCACAACACUCUGCCUUCUUUUAACUCUACCUAACUCUGAUUCUGAAUUGUUUUUUAUUCACCUUCUCACUCAGAUGUUACAAAACCAUGCCUUCAGAAAUAUACAGUAUGCUGUGAAUAAGACACCAAGCCUUUAGUGAUUAUAUCCACGAAUGAAUCACGCUUCAGCUCGCAGCAUGUAGGAGCGCAACACUCUUCUAAGCUUCUUUUGUUACCAUCAGCUGUUAAUGGAACGCUUUGGACAGAUUUGGAAAUCCACAGGUUGAUUGCAUCUAUUUAGCUCUUAAAAGUGUUUGAUGUUUAAUGAUGUGGUUGUUUUAUUGCACCGACAUGUUAUCUGUUCCAUGGUCCUUCUGUUAAAAUGAGAAAAUUAUAAUAGAUUCAAUCACUGUAGAAGGAAUUUGUGAACUGAUAGACAGUAAAAAAAUAAAUAAAGGGGGUUCUUUGAAACAGAUCGUAGGAUACUUACUAUGAGGUUACACUUAAUUUAGCUGAUCUAAACAUGGAAAUGAAAAAGACUACCGUUCAAAAGUUUGGGAUGACUUAGAAAUGUCCUUAUUUUUGAAAGAAAAGCAUUUUUUUUGUCAAUUAAGAUAAGAUUAAAUGAAUGAGAAAUACAGUCUAGACAUUGUUAAUGUGUUAAAUGAGUAUUCGAGCUGGAAACUGGUGAUUUUUAUGGAAUAUCUCCAUAGGGGUACAGAGGAACAUUUCCAGCAACCAUCACUCCUGUGUUCUAAUGCUCCACUGUGUUAGAUAAUGGUGUUGAAAGGCUAAUUGAUGAUUAGAAAACCUUUGUACAAUUAUGUUAGCACAUGAAUAAAAGUGUGAGUUUUCAUGGAAAUCAUGGAAUUUUCUGAGUGACCCCAAACUUUUGAACAGUAGUGCGAUUUAUCUGUUCUAAACAUGGAAAUGAAAUACUGUUGACUAUUGAACUUAAUGUGUAUUACCACCUGUGUUUGUCCAGUCUCAGUACUUUAGAUGCUCCAGUGGAGGUCUUUGGCUCAAAUUGAAAUGUUGUUGAGGAGAGCAGGUAGAUUAAAGUCAGCUUCUCUACUGUUGUAUCAGAUGGAUGGAUUUCAUUCAGGACUGAUUGUCAUCUGUUGCUCUGAUCGCAUUUCUCUGCUACCUCUUUAAAUAUGCGCUUGCUCACACACACUGAAACAGCUGCACUCACAGGUGAACAUACUUUCUGACUGAACACAGGACACUCAGACAAACACACACACACACACUUGUGUGCACUUGUUUUUCCCUCACCAGCAGUUUUUGCCAAUGAUGCACUUGUGUUUUUGUCUCUAAAUGCUCUGCAAAACGAAUGACAUCUAAAAAUGAUUUGUCAUCAUUGUUUGUUUGUUUUUUUCCUUUUUAAAAAAAAAAACAAAAACAAAUCCUCUAAUCUCUAUAGCAAGACCUGGGCUAGCCAGGUGAUUAGAAAUAAAGUGAUUUUUAAUUCAUUCAGUACAUUUAAAAAGUUUCAUGUCUUUUUAAAAAAUUAAAAACAUAAAUGCACAUAUUGCUCAGCUCAGUUGUACCUUGGUGUGCCUAAAACCCACAGCCUUAUUUUGGGACAAUAUCAGGGGUUUUAAACCAGAAUACAGGACGUUCUGUAUAAGACAGUCUCAUUGAGUUUCAGUAGCUGUGUUUCCUCUCUUUAUAUCCACUCGUCUUUUUAGUUUCUUCUAUUGUUGUAUCGGUUUUACGAGUCAACAGUAGUUUGCUUGUGGGAGAUGUGUGUCCUCACUAGGAUGUGUCACGUCAGUGUUUCUGCUGGUUGUGAUUCAAUCAGUACUUUAUUUAUUCCCCUUUUAUGUGACAGUUGGUUCUUCUAAAAAGAAAAUAUUUAAAUGUGUUAGUAAAAAGAAAAUAAUAAAAAAUAAAUCACUUGUUGUGCUAAUACAACAGUCUUGUGAAACUUUGAAUUUUAUUUAAUUUGACCUAAUUAAAUCUAUUUUUUUAGAGAAUGUCCAGCAGACUGUGACUUCCCAAAGUGUGAUUUAAUGUCAUCAUUAGGAAAACAAUAGAGAAAAAAAAAGUUCAAAUCGUACUUAAUCUCAUCAGAGUCCCAAGAUAAGUACCUUUACCUUCACCUUCAUGCACACCACCAUGCAGUAAAACUCACCAGACCUCAGUGCUUCUAGCAGACAUUUGUCUUUUCAGAACACGUAGUUGCCAGGGCGUCGCUGUUGAUGGCACCAUCAAUAGCCUUAUCUAAAACAAAUGGUGUUAUACAUUCAGUACCUUAACCAUUGUCUCUCUUUGUGGUCACCGCCUGUUUAUUUUAUUUUAUUUUUUGGUCGCUCUUUUCUUUGUGUUCUUCUCUUUGAAGUCGAUCCAUUGUACUUUGAUUACAUGCAUUGUAUGUAGUAAAAUACUGAUAAUGUUUUGAGGAAAUCACAAAUAAAACAGCUGUAUAUAAUGAUGCAAAACA